Molecule: messenger RNA, 720 nt
Organism: Erigeron canadensis
Lineage: Eukaryota; Viridiplantae; Streptophyta; Magnoliopsida; Asterales; Asteraceae
Product: CASP-like protein 5C1
Exons: 3
Coding region: 128-604 (158 amino acids)
Cellular component (GO): membrane
Source: RefSeq, a predicted model, not a curated record
UGCCCAAUACGCUUCCUCUCCAUAAAAUCCCAACACAAAUAUAGAUAACUCACCUGAUACCAAUUAGAUAUCCCAAAUUCGUACUCUCGAUUGAGAUUCAUAUCGAUAUUGAUAUAAAUAUACAUAAAUGGCGUUAGAAUUGGCAGGUUCGAUUGGCACUAGUGCAAGUUUAGCUCUAAGAUUAGGACAAGCUCUUUUCUCUGUUGCUUCCCUGCUUUUCAUGUGUCUCGGUGUCCAAUUCUACGCUUAUACUUCUUUCUGCUUCUUGGUGACAAUCAAAGGUUUAGUGAUUCCGUGGAGUUUGACACUAGCAAUGGUCGACGCAUUCUCUCUAUUUGUAAAACGCCAAUCAUGCUGUCAAGCGCAAAUAGUGUUGGUCAUUGUUAUAGGAGACUGGAUUCUUUCAUUCUUAUCACUAGCAGCUGCGUGCUCAACAGCUAGUGUAUCAGAUUUCAUGGUCACAGAUGUCGGUACUGCCUUUUGUAGCGGUAAAAUGUGCAGCAGGUUUCAGUUAUCAGCUGCCAUGGCCUGCUUUUCUUGGUGUUUGUCGCUAGCAUCUGCUCUUUUUAAUCUCUGGCUUCUCCCUUCUUUAUGCUCUCUCUAAUGACUAGCUAACUAGCUAGUUCAAUUUGUACUAAUUCUGAGUUUAAGAAAGUUGCAUAUAUCAGAAUAGUGGGUUGACUGCAUAAAAUCUUUAUGCCCGAUUGCCAGUUAACGAGA